AUGUCUCUCUACCGCAUCGGCGUCGACGUGGGCGGCACCAACACGGACGCCGCGAUCCUCGACAUCAAGGCCGCAGACUCGCCCGGACGCGGCAUUCUCGCCUCGCACAAGGCCGCGACAACUGAGGACAUCACAGGCGGCGUCGAAGCAUCGAUACGAGCAGUCCUCGAUGCAUCCGCCAUUGACCAGCGUUGUGUUCUGAGCGUCACCAUUGGGACCACGCACUUUAUAAAUUCCGUCGUCGAAGCUGAUGCCCGCCGCCUGCACCGCGUCGCCGUGGUGCGCCUCUGUGGGCCGUUUACUCGGCAGAUCCCACCCUUCUCUGACUUUCCCGUAGGCCUGCGCGGCAUUCUGGAGGGAGGCGUGUUCUAUCUCGACGGUGGAUUCGAGAUUGACGGCCGUGAGAUCGCCCCACUCGACCCCGAGCACAUCAGACGGACUGCGCUGGAGAUAGCCGCCUCGGGCGUCGGCUCGGUUGCCCUGGUGGGCGUCUUUUCGCCACUGGAUCAUGAGGGAGCGCAUGAGGAACGGUGUAAGCAGAGCAUGCUGGAAGCGGUGCCCAGUCUACGCAUUGUCUGCUCGCACGACAUUGGCCCCACGGGGUUGCUCGAGAGAGAGAACGCCACCAUCCUCAACGCCGCCAUUCUCAGAACGGCUGCGAAGGUGAUCCGAGGAUUCAAGAGGGCCAUGAACCGGCUGCGCCUGACUUGUCCCCUUUAUCUCUCUCAGAACGACGGGACCCUGAUUGAGGCCGAUGCCGCUGCCGAAUAUCCCAUCAAGACCUUUGCUAGCGGGCCGACCAAUAGCAUGACGGGUGCCGCGUUUUUGGCCGGUCUUGAUCGCCACCAUGCCCGGGCUCUCGAUGACGGUGUCGGUGACAGUGGCUCUGGAGUAGGUGCCUCGGACCCGGACUCGGACUCGUUUCAGCAGCAGCAGAUUCUGGUCGUCGACAUCGGCGGUACUACCACCGACGUCUGCGCAUUGCUGCCGUCGGGAUUCCCACGACAAGCACCCGGCUUCGUCGAGAUCGGCGGAGUACGCACCGCCUUCUCCAUGCCUGAGGUCUUGUCCAUCGGACUUGGCGGCGGCAGCAAGGUCGUAAUGGACGACUCCUGCGGAAAGGUGAAGGUUGGUCCCGGAUCUGUCGGCUACCUCCUCCAGCAAGAAGCCAUGGUAUUUGGAGGCUCGACCAUGACGGCGACGGAUGUCGUGGUGGGUCUCGGCAAGGCGCAAGUCGGAGAUUCGCGGAGGGUUGCCGACAUCUCGCCCGAUGUCCUGGACAAAGCGAGAAAGGAGAUCACGAGAAUGCUGGAAGGCGUCGUCGAGCAGAUGAAGGUCUCUUCGGCGCCUGUCCACUUGCUUCUUGUCGGAGGCGGCGCCCUUCUCGUGACCGAAAACCUGCGCAACGUGGAGAAGUGCAUCCAACCCAUACACCACGGCGCUGCCAACGCGGUCGGCGCUGCAAUUGCUAAGGUGUCGGGCGAGGUCGACGCGAUCGAGGUUCUUGCGGGGCGGACCGAAGAGAGUAUUCUCAAGGAGGCUUGUGAAAAGGCGAUUGGGUUGGCAGUGCGAAAGGGGGCCGCGAGAGACGACGUCAAGGUCGUCGAGAUCAACAAGAUGUCGCUGCAAUACACGAAUAACGCGGCCAUGAGGGUGCAGAUUCGAGCCGUAGGCCGGUUGCAGAUCCCUACCGACCUGACGACGAAGCCGCCGCCGCCCCCGGAUAGCGAGCGGGAUAGUUUCGAAGAAGAGGAUGAGGGCCAGAAAGUCAGCGUGCCCAACGCCUUGGUGCCCUCGACAAGACCGUCGCUAGGUGUUGACCUGACCGCAUAUUGCCCCGAAGUCCGCUGCGGCGUUUGGUAUGUUUCCGAUGUUGAUCUCGAGCUUAUCUCGACGGGCUGCGGCGUCCUGGGCACUGGCGGCGGAGGUCCAACACACCACGAGUUUCUAAAAAGCUUGCACGCUCUGAAAACAAGCGAAAAGGGCAGGAUGCGCAUCAUUCCACCAAAAUCCCUCGCGGAUACUGAUCUGGUCUGUUUCGGGUCCUGGUAUGGGAGCCCCAGUGUGAUCAACGAGAGGAUUGCCGGUGGCAACGAGAUAGUCACAAACAUCAAGGCGCUUAGGAAAAUUGUAGGCCGCGACUCUUUCGAUGCCAUCUUCACCGAGGAGAUCGGCGGAGGCAAUGGAAUGAGUGUGUUCCCGCCAGCAGCCUAUUUCGAUAUCCCUGUGGUAGACGGCGAUGGCAUGGGAAGGGCGUACCCGACGAUUUACCAUGUGACUUUCGCCGUGUAUGGCGACCCUCUGACACCUUGCGUUCUCUCCGACGCCCGAGACAACGCUGUCGUGGUAAUGAACAUCGAUUCUCCAACCAGACUCGAGACCGUCUUAAGGACAACAGCGAUUGAGCUUGGCUUGGGGUGCGCGCUCUCUGCCUACCCCUUGCCGGGCGCGGCGAUCAAGUCUCACGGCAUCCCCAACACCUUCUCCUUGGCGUGGUAUCUCGGUCGAGCCAUCCAUAUGGCGCGCAGCCUGAAACGCAGCUACGUCGACGCAAUAUUCGACAUCUGCGCCGGGAAACUGCUCUACAGUGGCAAGAUCACCGACGUGCGUCGCUACAUUGGCGGCGGGUACACCAUGGGCAGCGUCCUCAUCGGCCCUGCGAGCGACGACAACGCCGCGUCUGCCGAGGAAGCUUCAACUGCAACAACAACAACCUCCUCGUCUAAUGAUGACACCGGCAACACCAACCAUCACAUGUUCAUCCCCUUCCAGAACGAGUACCUCUACGCGGCCCUGAGCGACGCAACCGGCUCCGAGGCGUCUCGCAGAGUCGUCUGCACCGUGCCCGAUCUCAUCUCGAUCCUCGGCCAGGACGGGGAGGCCAUUGGGUCGCAGGACCUGCGGUACGGGCUGCGUGUCUCGGUCAUUGCGCUGCCGGCGCACCCGCUGUGGAAGACCGAACGCGGCCUGGAAGUUGGCGGCCCCCGCGGGUUCGGGCUUGACAUGCCGCCCGUUGGGCUGGAGGAUCAAUUUGUGGAGACGCUGAGUGUCAUUGACGAGUUUAAUGUUGAGGCUUGA
Canariomyces notabilis is the source of this 3078-nucleotide messenger RNA. Its product is annotated as DUF917-domain-containing protein. The record is from RefSeq and is a predicted model, not a curated record. NCBI's taxonomy places the organism in Eukaryota, Fungi, Ascomycota, Sordariomycetes, Sordariales, Chaetomiaceae. Gene Ontology annotation, cellular component: cytosol. The transcript is spliced from 5 exons. Gene Ontology annotation, molecular function: 5-oxoprolinase (ATP-hydrolyzing) activity. The coding region runs from base 1 to 3078 and encodes 1025 amino acids. Gene Ontology annotation, biological process: glutathione metabolic process.